AUGGCGGUUAUGGCAACCCUUCUGCUUCUGCUUGUGUUGCUAAUCGUGAGAGCCGUGUAUGCGACGUUCUCGUUUUACUGGCUGACUCCGAGACGCAUCAAGAAAAUAAUGGCGAGGCAAGGAGUGCAUGGCCCUGAACCGCGGUUUCUCGUUGGCAACCUCGGCGAUGUGUCUUUUUUCGUUGCUGAAUCUACCUCCAAGGACAUGAAGCCCAUACGCCACGACAUCGUGGAUCGCCUCUUGCCUCAUUACGUCAGAUGGACCAAACAAUACGGGAAGAGAUUCAUAUAUUGGAAUGGGGUUGAGCCUCGCCUGUGCUUGACCGAGAUCGACCUCAUCAAGGAGUUGCUUUCCAAGUACAGCACACAAACUGGAAAAUCAUGGCUUCAGCAACAAGGAUCAAAGCACUUCAUCGGGAGAGGGCUCUUGAUGACUAAUGGGGACGAUUGGAUUCACCAGCGCCGCAUCAUCGCUCCUGCGUUCAUGGGAGACAAACUCAAGAGUUAUUCUGGGUUCAUGGUGGAGUGCACUAACCAGACGCUGCAAUCACUGCAAAAGGACAUAGACUCGGGUCGAACCGAGAUCGAGAUCGGUGAGUACAUGACUAGGCUCACGACCGACAUCAUUUCUAGGACUGAAUUUGGGAGUAGCUACGAGAAGGGAAAGCAAAUAUUCCAUCUUUUGACAGUUUUACAGCAAAGAUGUGCUCAAGCAAGCCGGCAUUUGUGUCUUCCCGGAAGCCGGUUCUUUCCCACCAGAUAUAAUAAGGAGAUCAAGACAUUGAAGAUGGAGGUGGAAAGGCUCCUGAUGGAGAUAAUUGAAAGCAGAAAAGACUGUGCUGAGAUUGGACGGAGUUGUACGUAUGGCGAUGAUUUACUCGGCAUGCUGUUAAGCGAGAUCAAGAUGACGGGCAGGAAUAAGAGUGCAUGUAGUCCUAGCAUGCAAGUGAUCAUGGAUGAGUGCAAGACGUUUUUCUUUGCCGGGCAUGACACAGCCGCGCUUCUGCUCACAUGGACCAUCAUGCUACUGGCAACCAACCGGUCUUGGCAAGAUAAGGUCCGCGCUGAGGUGACUCGGGUCUGCGACGGUGAAAAUCCUUCAGUCCAUCAUCUUCCCAAACUCAGCUUGCUGAAUAUGGUUAUUAACGAAUCCUUAAGACUCUAUCCACCGGCAUCACUUCUUCCGCGCAUGGCCUUCGAAGACAUCAAGCUAGGCGACCUUCACGUCCCGAAGGGAUUAUCAAUCUGGAUCCCGGUGCUAGCGAUUCAUCACAGCGAAGAGUUGUGGGGAAAAGAUGUCAACGAGUUCAAUCCCGAGCGGUUCGCAUCCAAACCAUUCUCAUCAGGUCGGUUCAUGCCAUUCGCGAUGGGCCAGCGGAAUUGCGUUGGCCAGUAUUUCGCUAUGAUGGAAGCGAAGAUCAUAUUAGCGAUGCUGGUAUCGAGGUUUAGCUUCACAAUCUCAGACAGUUAUCGUCAUGCCCCUGUUACUGUCCUCACCGUAAAACCUAAGUACGGGGUUCAAAUAUGUUUGAAACCCCUGAAUCCAUGUGAGAAUGGUUGUUCUGAUUAG
Messenger RNA from Eucalyptus grandis, 1569 nucleotides. Its product is annotated as cytokinin hydroxylase. The transcript is spliced from 5 exons. The record is from RefSeq and is a predicted model, not a curated record. The coding region runs from base 1 to 1569 and encodes 522 amino acids. Gene Ontology annotation, molecular function: iron ion binding; monooxygenase activity; heme binding. Lineage: Eukaryota; Viridiplantae; Streptophyta; Magnoliopsida; Myrtales; Myrtaceae.